Heterobasidion irregulare TC 32-1 is the source of this 981-nucleotide messenger RNA. RefSeq lists its product as uncharacterized. The transcript has 6 exons. The coding region runs from base 1 to 981 and encodes 326 amino acids. The record is from RefSeq and is a predicted model, not a curated record. NCBI's taxonomy places the organism in Eukaryota, Fungi, Basidiomycota, Agaricomycetes, Russulales, Bondarzewiaceae.
AUGCAUCUCCUUCUGCGGGGCAAGCAGCUGUGGAUGGCUAUCGAGCUCAAGCAUGCCAUCAUCACUGGGAUGACUACAAUCAUGUUCGCUGUCUCCACGGUGCAUAUCGGUCUCAGCAUCGAAGGAUUCUACGAAAACUACCUCAAAACGCCCAAGUGGAGUUCCGGUGUCGGCACAGAUCCCUCGUGUAUAACAAAGCUGUACCUUCCAGCAAUCAACUUCAUGUUGUCAGAUGCCAUCGUCACAUGGCGAGCCUACGUAUUGUGGGGGUUCAACAAGAAGGUCUGUAUCGUACCUUGCAUCCUUGUCCUGGCAACAGGAGUCGUGGCCAUCAUCGGUGUACAGCAGAGUGCAGCCCACAUGGCAACACUGCAACUCACAGCGUCAUACCCGUGGGAUUUGGCCAUGAACUGCCUCACACUGGCCACAAACGUCAUCACGACCGGCCUUGUGACGUACCGCGGGAGAGUUGCAUUGGGAUCGGACGCCAGUGAGCGCAGCAAGGCGAUCUUUUACCUCCUCAUCGAAUCCGGGUUUUUGUAUUGUUUCACUUGGGUCAGUCCCCUCCUCGCCCGCCCUCAACGUCGGCAUUGUCCCAAGACCGAUUCUAUCCAGGUCGUCUUCUUCAUCGUCUACUGGAGCGGACCACAAGGCAACUUCCUCACCACCGACAUGAUCUCUCAGCUAACGGGCAUCUAUUCCACGCUGAUCGUCGUGCUCGUCGCGCUCAAGAAGACGCAGGCCGACUCCGUCGGCGUCGACCAAACCGUCACAGACACCUUCGACGACAGCGAGAUCGCGGUGCGGCACGAGCACGGAACGACGACCGGCAGCGCGGUGCUGACGACGACCGUCUCGAGAGCGCAGGGCCUCAGCGGCCGCGGCCAGCCCGUCAUGAUCCACAUCACGAACACGGUAGAGCGCGAUCGCGGCGAUCUGAAAAACAUCACGUUGGUCCCGCAGAGGCUACAGCAAGUGUGA